AUGCCCGGAACGUCCAGGAUACCGCAGAGCCUGAGAGAUGGCCUUAUCAGUGUCAAAAGAAACAGACCAACCAGCGUCGUACAGCUUCUGAGCAUUGACCUGCUCCGAAACAUAGUCUUCACGCUCUUUGUGCUACGAUGGACGCGGCGCGCCUUUUGGAAACUUCGGGGUCGUGGGCUCCUGGGCUGGCUUGCCGAGCUAUACGCUGCGGUGCGGGUCACGGCGUACGGGUGGCUACUUCGCGCCCCCGGCGUGCGCAACAAGGUGCGAUCACAGGUUGAUACAGCUCUGUCUAAGCUUAGCAAGAAGACGCUGCCGCCGCCCGAGGCCCCGCGCUACUUGCAAAUUCCCAAACAGGGUUGGGCUCAUGAGACGGUGCGCGCAGAGCUCGAGUCGCUCGCCAACAUGGACCACACGCGUUGGGAGGAUGGUUACGUCUCGGGUGCCGUCUACCACGGCGAGGACGAGCUCAUGAGUCUGCAAACGGAGGCGUACGGCAAAUUCACUGUUGCCAACCCCAUCCACCCCGAUGUCUUCCCCGGCGUGCGGAAGAUGGAGGCUGAGGUGGUGGCCAUGGUCCUAUCCCUCUUCAAUGCCCCCGUGGGUGCUGCGGGUGUCUCGACGUCUGGUGGUACCGAGAGUAUCCUGAUGGCGGUGUUGAGUGCCCGCCAAAAGGCCUACAAUGAAAGGGGUGUCACCGAGCCUGAGAUAAUUCUUCCCGAGACAAGCCAUACCGCUUUCCGGAAGGCUGCCGAAUACUACAAGAUCAAGGUCAACUUCGUUGCUUGCCCAGCUCCCGACUACCAAGUCGAUGUUUCUCGGGUGCGCCGGCUGAUCAAUGCCAACACCAUUAUGCUUGUUGGCUCAGCACCCAACUUCCCUCAUGGCAUCAUUGACGACAUCUCAGGCCUUUCCAAGCUUGCAGUCCGCUACAAGAUUCCUCUCCACGUCGACUGCUGUCUAGGUUCAUUCUUGGUUCCUUUCCUUGAGCGGGCCGGCUUCGAGACCCGGCCUUUCGACUUCCGGUUGAAGGGCGUUACCUCCAUCAGCGUCGACACUCACAAGUAUGGCUUCGCCCCCAAGGGCAACAGCACUGUGCUCUACCGGACCGCUGAACUUCGCAAGUAUCAGUACUUUGUGUGCCCCGACUGGAGCGGCGGUGUCUACGCCUCCCCCGGAAUUGCUGGCUCUCGACCCGGUGCCUUGAUCGCGGGCUGCUGGGCCAGCAUGAUGGCCGUGGGUGAGGCCGGAUACCUAGCCGCUUGCGUCGAGAUCGUCGGCGCCGCCAAGAAGCUUGUGGACCACAUCAACGCGUCACCCAGCCUGGCCGCCGAGCUCGAGAUCAUCGGCAAGCCCCUCUCCUCGGUCGUUGCCUUCCGCGCACGCAACCUCAACAUCUACGACAUUGCCGAUGCCAUGGGCGAGAAAGGCUGGCACCUCAACUCCUUGCAGAACCCGCCAGCCAUGCACGUGGCCUUCACUCUACCCACUGCUAAGGUCUGGGAGCGCCUGGCCUCGGACCUCGAGGCCUGCGUCGAGGGCGAGCGCGAGAAGGAGCGUGCUAGGAUCGCCGAGGGCAAGGGCGCCAAGGGCGCGGCAGUCGGCGACUCGGCUGCUUUGUAUGGCGUCGCCGGCAGCUUGCCCAACAAGAGCGUCGUCGUUGAGCUGGCCAAUGGCUUCCUUGACCUGCUUUACAAGACUUGA
Pyricularia pennisetigena is the source of this 1704-nucleotide messenger RNA. RefSeq lists its product as uncharacterized. Bases 1 to 1704 code for a protein of 567 amino acids. Gene Ontology annotation, biological process: carboxylic acid metabolic process; sphingolipid catabolic process. Lineage: Eukaryota; Fungi; Ascomycota; Sordariomycetes; Magnaporthales; Pyriculariaceae. The record is from RefSeq and is a predicted model, not a curated record. Gene Ontology annotation, molecular function: sphinganine-1-phosphate aldolase activity; pyridoxal phosphate binding. Gene Ontology annotation, cellular component: endoplasmic reticulum. The transcript is spliced from 3 exons.